CGUUUCGAUCACUGUACCUAUUAGUGCAACAACCAAUUCAGUUACUGAGAAUUGGUUGUUACACACGAAAAAAUAUUCACAAUCAUCUGUGUAUGGUGACUGUAUUACUUUAUAUGUUUUGCUUAAUAAUUCUGUGAAACGAGUCGGUCACAACUGUACCAUUAGACUGAGAAUAAAGCAGCGUAACCAAAGAACGUAACCGUGGUUGCUCAGUCCAAUGCCGUGUACGCUGGUUGGCGUCUCCGGAACUCGUGUUCCACUGGAGGACGGACGAGCAGUGAUUCUAGGCCGGGGUCCGGAGACUGGUGUCACCGACAAAAAAUGUUCCAGGCAUCAGGUGAAGGUGGUGGCUUGCUAUGCAGACCAGGAUGUGGUUGUUACGCAGUUAGGUCCUAAUCCCAGUUUCCUGGGUGGUGAGAAGUUGGGCCGGGGUCAGUCUGGUAAACUCGCCCAUGGAGGUACCCUCUACCUGGUCAAUCAGAGCCAUCCAUUUAAACUGCACUACACUCUGAGCCCCAGCGGAACUGCCUCCAGUGCUGCAAAGAAAAGACUGAAAGCCACAGAGAAGACAAAAGGUGGGAGGGACGGGAAAGAACUAGAGGCACGGUCGAGUCCGACACCUAAACGCACUCUAAAGGAUUUCUUUUCUACCUCUCCCAUGAAGUCAUCUAAAAGACGACUGAGCCCAGGAGGAGCGCACCCUCAGCUGAAGCGUCAGAGGGGAGAGGAGACCUCAGAUGGACAGAGUGAAGAGAAGGAGGAUGAGGAGGAGAGACUGGCAGAGGAAAAACUCAAGCAGUUACAGGAGCUGGCUCAGAAGUCUAUGGCAGAAAGGAGUAACAGCACCCAGCCUUCAUCUUCAUCACUGUCAUCAGAGGCCAGUUUAAAGAGCAGCUGGCAGCAGAUAGGCAACCUGAUGCUUUAUACUGCUGCUGGCAUCAGAGGGAGUGAGAAGAUUGCUGGGUUUGACAUAGAUGGCUGCAUCAUCACCACCAAGUCUGGGAAAGUUUUCCCUACUACACCAGAUGACUGGAAGAUUCUGUACCCUGAAAUUCAGCCCAAGCUGGCCAGCUUGCUUAAGGAAGGAUACAAGGUCGUGUUCUUCACCAACCAGUUGGGGAUCGCUAAAGGCAAAUUGAGACCAGAAGUCUUCAAGUCUAAAGUGGAGGACAUUCUUGCCACACUGCAGCUACCUGUGCAGGUAUUUGUAGCAACCGGUCCUGGUAGCUACAGGAAACCAGUAUUGGGAAUGUGGAAUCACCUGUGUGAGAAGGCUAAUGAUGGCGUGACCAUUGACAAGACAAAGAGUCUUUUUGUUGGAGAUGCUGCAGGUAGGCCAGAGAACUGGGCUCCAGGGAAGAAGAAGAAAGAUUUCUCCUGCAGUGACCGACUGUUUGCUCUGAACAUUGGGGUACAGUUCCACACCCCAGAGGAGUACUUUCUCGGCUGGAAGUGCGCCCCCUACAGCCUGCCCGUGUUUGACCCUAGAAAACUUGACUCCAGUGCCAGGCUUUAUGACCCACCGUCCGCCUCUCUCACCUCUAGCAAGGCAGAAGUCAUUGUUGCUGUGGGUUUUCCUGCAGCAGGCAAAUCCACCUUCUUCCACACUCACAUUAUUCCUAAAGGCUAUGUCUACGUGAACAGGGACACGCUCGGUUCAUGGCAGAACUGUGUGUCGGCAUGUGAGCGCGCUUUGAAGGACGGCCGCAGCGUCGCUGUAGACAACACCAAUCCAGACCCGGAGUCUCGCAAACGAUAUGUGGACGUGGCCAAGGCAGCGGGAGUGUCCUGUCGCUGUUUCCACUUCUCAGCCUCUCUGGAGCAAGCCAAACACAACAACAGAUUCCGUGAAAUGACUCCAUCAGACGGCAAACAUGCCAAGGUCAAUGACAUGGUUUUUCACAGCUACAAGAAAAACUUUGUGGCCCCUGCUCUUUCUGAGGGCUUCGUGGAGAUCCUCCAAAUUCACUUUGUCCCAGACUUUAAAGACGGCCAGUCAGAAACCUUGUUCAGACAGUUUUCUGAGGGCUGAUUGGACAGCUUGAUCUUUGACAACCAGUGAAAGAGCUGAGCUCUUAGAUACAAGCAGUAGUCAUAGAAAAACACGCCACGUUAGUCGGUAGAUAUUGAGGUUUUUAUUUCAGCUGAUGGCCUCUAAUUUCAAAGACAUGUAAUGCUCUAGAUUUGCAGCACAGAAUCAGGUCCUCCCAUUCAAACAGUAUUCACGUGAAUGUACUGACAUAUUGCUGUUAUAUAUGUGCUUUAGAAAUUGAUUGUUUUUUACACAGUGGGUUUAGAAAGAAUAGAGUGCAAAAAGAAUUAUUUUAUGUGCUGUGUAUAAUUUAACUGAAGUCUUUAAAAGUAAGCUUCUGUGCUGCCACUGCUAUGAAAAUAUUAG
Messenger RNA from Monopterus albus (swamp eel), 2398 nucleotides. It is a transcript of the gene pnkp, whose product is annotated as polynucleotide kinase 3'-phosphatase. NCBI's taxonomy places the organism in Eukaryota, Metazoa, Chordata, Actinopteri, Synbranchiformes, Synbranchidae. The transcript is spliced from 17 exons. Bases 218 to 2032 code for a protein of 604 amino acids. Gene Ontology annotation, cellular component: nucleus. Gene Ontology annotation, biological process: DNA repair. Gene Ontology annotation, molecular function: ATP-dependent polydeoxyribonucleotide 5'-hydroxyl-kinase activity; protein binding; double-stranded DNA binding. The record is from RefSeq and is a predicted model, not a curated record.